Messenger RNA from Monomorium pharaonis (pharaoh ant), 1495 nucleotides. RefSeq names its product protein max (gene Max). NCBI's taxonomy places the organism in Eukaryota, Metazoa, Arthropoda, Insecta, Hymenoptera, Formicidae. Gene Ontology annotation, molecular function: protein dimerization activity; DNA-binding transcription factor activity. The transcript is spliced from 4 exons. Bases 258 to 758 code for a protein of 166 amino acids. Gene Ontology annotation, cellular component: RNA polymerase II transcription regulator complex. Gene Ontology annotation, biological process: positive regulation of transcription by RNA polymerase II. The record is from RefSeq and is a predicted model, not a curated record.
GAGUGUGUGGAAUGGAAUGAGUACUGUCAGCCACUGUCAGCCCCAUCGCCUCUACAGUGCUCUACAGUGUACACUCGACGUGCAGUGUAAUCAGCGUGCUGUAAAAAUCUAAAAACUUCCGGUCUUGCAUCGCUGUCGCUGUUCAACACAGUUCAACAGCAUAUUCAGAUCGACGCCUACUCAUACAAGUUCUUUGCUACAACUGUGUGGAUAGAUUGUUGGUUUCCUGUUUUCUGCGGAUUCCUGGUGCAUCAAGGAUGAGCGAUGAUGAUCGUGAUAUUGAUAUUGAGAGUGACGAUGGCGACGAUUCGGAUUCCAGACUGAGACACUCCAACAACACUCAAUACUAUUCUCAGGCAGAAAAAAGAGCACAUCACAAUGCUUUGGAACGGAAGCGACGAGACCACAUCAAAGAUAGUUUUUCCAGUCUUAGGGACGUUGUACCAGCUUUACAAGGAGAAAAAGUAGCGAGCAGAGCGCAAAUUUUAAAGAAAGCAGCCGAAUACAUUAAUUAUAUGCGACGCAAAACUGGAGCCCAUCAGCAAGACAUCGAUGAUCUCAAGAGGCAAAAUGAUCUCCUCGAGGCUCAAAUUCGUUCAUUAGAAAAAGAAGCCAUGCUUAAUGGAUGGACUGAUUUGGUGAAACCAAUAUCUGAUGCGACAAAUAUGAACGACACUGAUUCAGACACCUCUGACAGCGAGACUGAACAAGCAAUCCAACAGCCAAAGAAACUAAAGGUGACCGGCUCGCAUCAUUGACACUUCGUACUUUUCCUUUUCUUGAUACUUUAUUUUCGUAUGUAAUAAUCGUUUCUCGAGAUAUUUGUAAGUGAUAGAAACCGCGUGUGUAUUGUGCGACCGUGCGUAAGUAGUUAGGUACUUAUUUAAGUAAAUCACUAGAGAUCAUGUCCUGUAGAAUAUUUGUAACAUAGCGACGAGUGAAACGAUAUCCGAGAGCGUACGGCGAGUAAAAAUAUCGUUAUGAAUGUCGAUAUCUUGCAGUAUGCAAUAUUUGUAUUUACAAUUUAAUACAUGUAUUAUUAAGCAACAAUAUUGUAUCAGUACAAAGAAAUUAUAUUUGUUUCGAAUUUUGAGCUGACGCAGCAAUGUUCUUUGACUUCGCACCUAAAUUUUCAACAAAAUAUAACAUUAAUUGUGAACAAAUUGGGACAAACAUAAUUACAUACAAAGUAUACGUAAUUAUGUUUAGCUAUUCUUUUAUUAUAAAUAUUAUAAAUAUUAUAAAUAAAUUCAAUAUUGUCUUACAUCUCCAAAUUCGAUGUUCGAUCUCGGAAAUCGCUUUCAGGAUCAAUUGCCACAACUGACUGUCUACUAUCAAAUUGUAAAUGUUAUCAAUUGAUCCAAUAUCAUAAUUUGAUAAUUGUUAAUGAUGAACAAUUGAUUAUCGCGGAUGUAAUACAUGCACAUCAUGUCGAUAUCUUAGUAUUAUUUAGGACUAGGCAAUAUUUGCUUAAUAAAGUUUCAUUUCUAAUGAA